Messenger RNA from Lingula anatina, 1328 nucleotides. RefSeq names its product sorbitol dehydrogenase. The record is from RefSeq and is a predicted model, not a curated record. NCBI's taxonomy places the organism in Eukaryota, Metazoa, Brachiopoda, Lingulata, Lingulida, Lingulidae. Gene Ontology annotation, biological process: D-sorbitol catabolic process. Gene Ontology annotation, molecular function: zinc ion binding; L-iditol 2-dehydrogenase (NAD+) activity.
ACAGUGAUUACCUGGGGGAAGUAAAGGGUGACUGUCCACAACAUGGCGGCCAGGAAUCUGGCUGCAGUUCUUCACGGUAAAGAUGACCUGAGAUUGGAGGAAAUCGCAGUCCCAGAACCCGGAGAAAACGAGGUCCAGCUGUCUAUGGGGUCAGUAGGUAUCUGUGGCUCGGACAUCAAAUACUGGGCGUACGGGCAGUGUGGUCGGUUUAAACUGACCGACCCGAUGAUAAUAGGUCACGAGGGGAGCGGGGUGGUCACCAAAGUCGGACCGGGCGUGAAACAUCUCGCUGUUGGGGACAGAGUUGCCAUAGAGCCUGGCGUUCCAUGCCGAACCUGUGAGCUGUGCAAGGAGGGCAAGUAUAACCUGUGUCCUGAGGUGAGGUUCUGUGCAACGCCACCUAUCGACGGAAAUCUGAGCCGUUUUUACGUCCAUGCUGCAGACUUCUGUUUUAAACUUCCAGAUACUCUGAGUAUGGAGGAGGGCGCCAUGGUGGAACCCCUGGCAGUGUGUGUAUACGGGUGUCAGCGGGGUGGAGUCACUCUGGGCAGUCGCGUCUUGAUAUGUGGGGCAGGUCCAGUUGGGAUAAUGGCGAUGAUGGUGGCCAAGGCACUGGGGGCCUCGGCAGUAUGUAUUACUGACAUAGACAACACCAGACUAUCUGCCGCCAGAAGUCUGGGAGCUGACCAUGUCCUCAAAGUGACCACUGGUGACUGCGAGGCUCUGGCAGGGGUUAUUCAGGACACCCUGGGGUGUCAUCCCCACGUGACGUUAGAAUGCAGUGGCUCCGACCAAAGUCUGACUACAGGAAUACACGCGACUCGGCCAGGUGGAAGUGUUGUACUGAUAGGCCGUGGAUCAAUGCAGCCAGCUAUCCCGAUUGUGUUAGCGGCGACCAAAGAAGUGGAUAUCAAGGGUGUGUUCAGAUACGCCAACUGUUACCCAAAAGCGAUAUCUCUACUGGAGAGUGGAAAAGUUGAUGUUAAACCCUUGAUCACCCAUCGCUUUAAUCUCAUGGAUUCCGUGAAGGCAUUUGAAGCUGCUAAGGACAGGAAUUCUGGCGCUAUUAAAGUAAUGAUUAACUGCUGACAAUGACAACCGCUAAUUUGAUUUUUAACUUCGAUGUCAAACGUAAAGUGCUAAUGUAUACGGAUGGGAAGCAGAUUUUUAUUGAACAAAUGAAUCAUCCACAUACUCAUAGUUAUUUUCCAUAAAAAAAAGAUAUAUUUUACUCACUAGGCCAAGACUAUGAUUCAGCUACAGCAAAAAAUGGAUUUUAAUCCCGUAUAUUACCAAAAAAAGCCCUACUGCCAACGAAAUUUUCAGUG